AUGGUUGAUGGUAUUAAGACCAAACGUAAAAUAUCUUGGCAAGAAGUAAAGCAGCAUUCAACGUAUGCUAGUGCUUGGAUUGUUAUUCACCAUAAGGUUUAUGAUAUAAGUCAAUGGGAUUCACACCCUGGUGGUAUGGUCAUGUUAUCCCAAGCAGGAGAAGAUGCGACUGAUAUAUUUACAGUGUGCCACCCGACAAGUUCAUGGAAACUGUUGGAGCAGUUUUACAUUGGUGACGUAGAUGAAAGCACAGCAAUGGACACUGAGACCCUUACGGACGAGCAAAAGAUUAAGAAGGCUAUGGUAGAUGACUUCAUUAGUGCUUACCGUCGUCUACGCAUAAAGAUUAAAGGCAUGGGGCUCUAUGAUGCUAGCAUGAUGUUUUACGGCUGGAAGAUUCUUAGCACAUUUGGUCUUUGGAUGGCUUCGGUGGCGGUUUGCUAUCGUUUCGACAACUGGCCCAUGUACAUACUUGCGGCUUGUAUCAUGGGCUUGUUCUGGCAGCAGUCGGGAUGGCUUGCACACGAUAUUUUACACCAUCAAGUGUGGGAGAACCAUAUGAUCGGCAAUGUCAUGGGUGUGAUUAUUGGCGAUAUUUGGAUGGGCUUCAGUAUUCAGUGGUGGAAAAACAAGCACAACUUUCACCAUGCCGUGCCCAAUUUGAUUGGUGACAAGAAUACCGAAUACCUGGGCGAUCCUGACAUUGACACAAUGCCUCUGCUGGCUUGGAGCAAGCAGAUGGCUUCAAAAGCGUACGAGUCGAGCUGGGGACCAUUUUUCGUGAGCCAUCAAGCCGUGAUCUACUUUCCACUUCUGCUCUUUGCUCGAUUUAGUUGGCUGCUGCAAAGCUAUUACUACGUGUUUAAAGGUUUCGCAUUUGGCAAGUAUGACCCUGUGCUUCUUCCAAAUGGUGAAAAAGCUGGCCUUCUCCUGCACUACAUGUGGAACCUGCUGCUACCGAUCGUGACGGGCAUGUCAAUUGCUCAGGGUCUAGUGUUUUUCAUGGUCGCCCAAAUGACGUGUGGCGGUUUUCUCGCGGCAGUUUUUAGUGUUGGUCACAACGGCAUGUCAGUGUACGAACGUGAAGACAAACCGGACUUUUGGAAGCUACAAGUUACGACGACACGUAACAUUACGCCGAGUUUCUUUAUCGACUGGUUCUGUGGCGGUCUAAAUUACCAGAUUGAGCAUCAUUUGUUUCCUAUGAUGCCUCGUCACAACCUCCAAAAGAUAAAUCCAUUGGUCAAGUCUCUUUGCCAAGAGUACGACAUUCGUUAUCAUGAAACGCAAUUCUAUCACGGGCUUGUUGAGGUUGUUGAUGCAUUGGCUGAAAUUAGCAAGGAAUUUUUACUUGAAUUUCCUGCCAUGUGA
Messenger RNA from Peronospora belbahrii, 1371 nucleotides. The record is from the annotation of a GenBank genome assembly. NCBI's taxonomy places the organism in Eukaryota, Oomycota, Peronosporomycetes, Peronosporales, Peronosporaceae.